CCCAUAAACAAAUUGGUUGGUAUGAAUUUUAAAACUUUUCAAGAAGUGAUUUGUAAUCAAGUAAGCGAUUGUAAAACAAUAAUAACACAAGAAACCUUUAGAUAACUACUUCAGGUUCUAAAAUGACAAAUGAGAUUGAUCAACAGCUCUUCUGGAACGUAUAGAAAACAAGUACAAAAUUUCAAAUUGUACCACACUCAGUCUCAAUAAACCAUGGAGAUAGAAAAUGGAGUUGAAAGUCAGCAUCAGUACUCAGUUCCAAAGUCUGUAAAAACUGUUGACUCACACAUCUUUGGACCACAAGUUAUAGAAGAUGCAGACCCAGAGCUUAUGCAAGAUUCUGACAUCCCUGAUCACAUUGAAGUCACCCAGGACGGACAGAUUCGAUAUGUUCAGAAUGGAGGCAUGCCCACAUUGGGGCGCCCAAGACAGGAUCAUGAGCCACUUCCAUUUCUGAGUGUAGACAUGAUGAAUUCUGAGAUUCUCAAACCAACUUCUGGAGAACAUGUAUCAAGGGUGUCUAAAUCACAAGGCCAGAUAGGCAUGAAUACCAGACAAAGCUCUCCUGGUGCCAAGUCUUCCAUUAUGAAUAGAAGGACUCCAUUUAAAGACCCCAGAUCUGAGAGUCCACUACGUAGUCCCAGUAGAAGUCCUACACGAUUCAGUAAAUAUGUCAGCCCAAAUUCACAGCCAAAGAAACCCAAUGUUCACAUCAAGAAUCCUUUCAAGCAUGACAUUAGAACACCCAAACUGAGGCCUUUGGAUGAGUGCCCUGUCACCCCUAGUCAAGACCUUAAAGAGAUGACAGCACUGGCAAUGUUUCAUAUGCAGCGCAACAUGAAUAAUCCACGCACAGCUACUGCAAAAUCACGACGCUCCACUCGUACUCGCUCUAGGAUGUCUCAAAAACAUAUAGAAGUUGAACAGGAAAAACCCAAGCACACUAACAGGCUAUUAAAAGCCAAGUUAAGGCCCCUAUAUCCAGUAAAACUAGAUGGGCCAGCUAUUCACAGAUGCAAGGGAAUUGUUGUUAAUCAUGAAGUUUAUGAACCACCUCCAAACAGAUCUCUGCUAAGGAGGAGACAGUUGCUUAGCAACCCCAUGCUGCCGCUCAGUUACUCUCCUGAUAUGACUGAGCAGCUUAACCGACCUGCAACACGUGAAUCAAUUCACAGGACAUCUCCAGAUAUCACACUAGAGGAACAGCCUCUUGAACUUUCGGCUCAUGAAAUAAUGGAAAACAGUAUGAAAAACAUUGAAAUGAUUGAGCCGUCUGUGGAAUAUGAUGACGUGCCAACCUCCGGCGACAUCAAUACUGCUGGCCUGCCAUCUAUUGAGGAUCGUUUGGAUGUGCUGCCACCUAUUUCCCAGAAUCAACCAAUCACACCUCUGAAUAGUGUUGUUAGCAUGGCCGACCCUGCUGUUGUCCUUCCAGCAGAAAGUCCCCUGCAGGCUAAACAUUCAUCCAUUCAAGAAAAACCAGCUGAAAGUUCAGAUAACCCUGGAGUCUGUAAAGAACGUGAACAUGUAGCUAAAGACAAUAACAAUACAGAUGUAAUUACGAAAGAUGCUAUAGAGACAUCUGAGAUGGAAAAAGAUACUCAACUUAAAACUGGGGAAAAUCAGAAUGAUGAAAUUAGUGGGUCUACCAAUGAACCCAUGAUUGCUGAUUCAAGGAUAAGGGGCACAACUUUUAUUACUGACCAGGCCUCCAGUACAGGAACCAGUCAGGAGUCAAGGCCAGUCACUGGUCAGGGCUCAAGGCCAAUCACUGGUCAAGCGUCAAGGCCUGCCACAGGUCAAGGGUCAAGGCCAGUUAAAGGUCAGGAGUCAAGGCCCACCACAAGCCAAAAUUCAAUGCCAAACACAGGCCAGGUUAUAGAUACAGUAGCAAAUCAAAACGAAGGUCAAACUACAAGACCAGCCACAGGUCAAGGGUCAAGACCAACUACGAGUCAGGGAUCACGGACAGCCAAUGGGCAACAGCCAAAAACUGAUCAUGGACCAAAACCUAUUGAAAAUAGGUCAAGGCCACCCACAGGUCAAGGUUCAAGAUCUGGAACGAGUCAAAGUCAAACACCUGCAGUCACAGGUCAAAAUUCAAGGCCUCCAACUGGAAGUCGCUCAAGGACAGAUCCUAGAUAUCUCAUUGGUCAAGGUUCAAGACCUGGGACAGGUCAAGGUUCAAGGUCAAGGACAGCACAUAGCCAAAGGCCAGAAUCGAAUAAUGAGUCAUUGCCAAACUACAACAAAGAUCAAGAUGCAAUUGAGGAAGGAAUGGAUACAGAACGACAGAAGAGUUCAGCAGAAGGUCAAGUUUCAGUCACUCCCAAUAUUAGCUUAAAUUCUGAUGACCUAACACUAAGCCCAAGUAUUGCUUCAAGAGGACAGCAUUCAAGGUCAAGUUCAAGGCCAAAUACAGGUCAAACACCAGCUGCAACACAACAAGAUGAAAUAGUGCCUUUAGGUACUCAUACUGUUGAGCCUGGGAAAGAAAUAGCUCAUGGUACAAAACCGUCUUCAAUAAAAGGAACCCCAGCAGUGGACCCAAGUGUUUAUGAUGCAUACUCAAGAUCCAGAAAGCCCCCAACUGGCAAUGUUAAAACUAACAAGAAGGCUGUGCCAAAAUCAGAGGUACCUCAAAGACCAAGGGAGAAAAAGCCUUUAUCACCAGCACCAGCAGAUCGAAGAUGUAAUUCUGGGGGAAUUUUGAGAACUGCUCCAAAUCAUCCAGAUUUCUUACGGAAAACAAACUCUGCUGGGAAUUUACGUAAAAAUCAAGAAUCAACGCAAAAUACUGAAGAAGCUUUACAUGAUGAAGAUGAUGUAACUAUUGAUUUAUCAAAGAUGGAUAUGAAUGUUACUAAGACAGUACGAUUUGCUGAAGAUGGUUACCGAAGCAACUCUGCUCUUGCGCAAGAAACACCAAGAGUUGACAUGGAAACUAGAGUGAAAUCAGCUCCUGCAAUUGCAGUCAGAUCUAAAAGUCAAACUGUGGCAACUGAUAAGAAGAAAACACUUGAAAAUAGGACUAAAAAUGAAGGAUGUAAACCUGAAGAACUUGAUGAAAAUAAAGAUGACUUUGAUGAUGAUAAUGAUGAUUACCAAGGAACAUUAAGCAAUAGAAAUAGUUCUAUUACAAGUGUCACAGUGUCAAGUAUGACAAGCACAUCUUCCGAGAAAAAGGCUCCACAAAGUUCAAACAAUAAUGGAAAGCAAGCAAAACUCCAGUCCACACCAGAAGGACAGUCCCAUAAUGCAUUGCAAAAGCAGACAGACGAAUCUUCCAAUUAUGUGCCAAAGAUUACCCCUCCAGAACAGACAAUAUAUUGUACAUUUUGUGGUUUAGAGCCCUAUAGAUGCGUAUGUAAAUAUCAUGAUGAUAAUUUGGAAAGCCAAUCUGAUAGUGAAGUGCCUAUAAACACAUUUGACGACCUUGAAAAAUCUAUAUUUGCCACAAGAUCUAGCAUUCAAAGAUGUAUAAGCCUUGAGGCUUUAACAAAUGAUGACAGUGAAAUAGAAUCAAUAAUGAUCACCCCAAGGGAAGAUACAAAUGCAACAUUUAUAACUGAUAUAACAUUUUCGGAAACUAAACAUGACAUGGAUACAAAUACUAUGGAUGUAAAGCGAAGUGCAAGCCCUACUGAAAACAUGUCUGCUCAAUAUAAUGACAUAUUGGAGUCAUAUCGUCGGAAGUGUAUCAAUGAUGAAACAAUAAAUGGAAGUUUUAGUUCACGUUUGAUUACACCACGACAUACAUCAAAAACUAAGAUGGAAAGACCCAAAAGUGGACAUUCUCAAUCUACUAAGGGAAUGAAUAAGGGUCCUAACAGCCAAUCAAAAUUCACUCGACCAUUUUCUGCAGGACAAUAUAGUGAUAGUGGAUGUGAAAGUGAGGUUAUGACUGAUGAGCUUAUGUCUGUUGCGGUGAUUGAACCGGAGAAAACAGUACCUUCUGAAUCGUUACUGCAGAUUGUUUGUAAUGAAUUACCACCAGUCGAUAAUAGUAAAAAGGAUAUUGAAGCGAAUAAAUCUAAACAACCUCAAAGGGGAAGGUCUGGUAGUGAUGUUACAGAUCUGAAGGUGGUUGCUAAUCCAACAAAGCUAAUAUCAAGGCAAGACCCAGAGCCAGGACCUAUAGCGCCUUACCCCCCUCUGUGCUUCAAGAUCAAUGCCAGGCCUCCACCUAACUACAUAUACUACUUUGCAUAUGGGUCAGAUAUGAACCCACAUAGAUUGAGUGUAUACAUCAGACGGCAGGUGGACCAGCGACUCUGGGGAUUGCUGUAUGGUUUCAAGUUACACUUCAACAAAAAAGGCACAGAUAUUGAGGCAGGUGGUUUCCCCAACAUCCAGUUCAACCCCGCCUCCUCUGUAGAGGGAUGUCUUUACCUCAUCACUAAAGAGGAACUUAGCAAAUUGGACCAAAGUGUGGGAUACCCAGAGCACUAUGAACAUGUGAUGUUGCCAGUGUGGAUGAGUAACUCCAGGGAGCCAGACAGUUACAGUGUGGCCCAGUAUUGUGUUCCUGCCUUGAUGUUUGUAGCUCAAGAUAAAUGGACUGCAAAAGAUCACCUACUACCCUGUAGUUAUGCCGUGGAUCAGUGUUUGAAAUCUUCCGACCUCCUGACACCUGCCUACAAGCAGCAACUACAGCGCCACCUGGACAAUAACUACGCACUUGUGCCUGUCAAUGGUUAA
This is a messenger RNA of Owenia fusiformis, 4701 nucleotides long. Lineage: Eukaryota; Metazoa; Annelida; Polychaeta; Sabellida; Oweniidae. The record is from the annotation of a GenBank genome assembly.